GGUGUCGUUGCCGUUGGUUGGUUGCGUGUGGUGUGGGUCAGAUGGUGUCGUGACUCCUGUAAGAUCGCAUCAAUCGUGACGAUUAUUAAGUAUAAAAGGGUAGAAGAGAGUAGAUAUAAAAAUGAGCGCUGGAAUGCCGGAGCUCGGCUCCAAGAUAAGCCUUAUUUCGAAGGCUGAUAUAAGAUACGAGGGACGUUUGUUCACGGUUGAUCCCCAGGAGUGUACAAUUGCUCUCGCUAGCGUGCGAUCAUUCGGCACAGAAGAUCGUGAGACUCAGUUCCCAGUAGCACCUCAAAAUCAAGUUUAUGAAUACAUACUGUUCCGGGGCUCUGAUAUCAAGGAUAUCAGGGUGGUCAAUAAUGUCAACAAUAUCCCAAAUGAUCCAGCAAUUGUGCAGAUGACGGUGCAACCGUCGAUGGGACAACAAUCGUAUCAGCCACAGCCGGGUUAUGGUCAUCCGAUGAUGGGUCAAAUGGGUCCGAUGGGUGGACAGUAUGGCGGACCGUACGGUAUAGCAAUUGGAGCGAUGGGGCCGGUAAUGGGUAUGCCAGGUGGCGCAAGGGACCCUCGAGGGCCGAUGAGCAAACCCCCAAGUGAGUUGAACUCGGGAUUUGUCGGGGAACCGAACGUCAUCGCUAUACCGAACACACUACCAACGGCCAACGUUAAGCCGUUGACUAAAGAUCAAUCUCUGGAAGAUGGUGUUCUGGAUCUGAUUAGCGGAGGUUCUCGUUCGACGACUCCCACUUCGUCUUUACUGACGAGAAAAAGUCCAACGAUCGAUCAGGGUGUCCAGGUUGGUCAUCAAGCCGCCCAACAUCAACAACAACACCAUCACCAGCAGCAGCAACCGCAGCAACAGCAAGCGCAGUUGCACCAAUCGCAUAGCAUGAUGUCCAAGUUCGGUGAUCAGAGUCAUAACAGAGCCGUUCAGCCACCGCGUCGUGGUCGUGAUAGUCCCGGAAGCGGAAGGACCGCACGUGGGAUGGGUCAAUACUCUGAGAGAAAACACGAGGCGAUGAAGCAAGAUGGUCAAUUGCAUGAACAGGGACAUCCUCAAGGUAUACACGCAGGACGUGGUCAACGCGGUGGCUGGAUCGCUCGCGGCGGUAACAUGCGAGGAGGUCGAGGAAGUCGUGGUGGACGCGGUGUUUAUCGUACCAAUCAGCCUGGCAAUACUGGUGCCAAACCGAAAAAUACUCUCAAAUUUGACAACGAUUACGAUUUCGAACAGGCCAAUACCGAAUUCGAGGAGCUGAGAUCUCGAUUGGCUAAAGCGAAGAUCGACGCCGGUACCGAGAACGAAAAGAAAGAUGACAGUGGCAAUGAGACAGGAGCUGGCGAGGGCGAGCCCGAGGAAGAUUCAGACGUUGUGCAUUACGACAAAUCGAAAUCUUUUUUCGACAAUAUCAGCUGUGAAGCUGUCGAGAGGAGUAAAGGAAGAUCGCAGCGUACCGACUGGAGAAAAGAACGAAAAUUAAAUUCUGAAACGUUCGGCGUGGCUUCUACGAGACGAGGAGGUUUUCGAGGACGUGGAUAUUAUCGCGGUAUGGGUGGAAUUUAUCGCGGUGGCGGCGGCGGCGGAGGUGGAGGAAACAUAGGACCAAUGGGCCUUGGACCUCAGGCAAUGGGUCCGGGUGGUCCUGGUGGUCCUGGUGGUUUUCGCGGAGGUUAUCGGGGUCAACGCGGCACGGGAAAUCGCAAACCUCAAGGAAACCAACAACAGCAAAUCCAGACAGGCAACCAGAAUCGUGCCAACAACGAACAAUCUUCGUCCUCCGUGAAUCAGCAACAAAACUCGACCGGCCGUCUGGUUACGGGUACCGCGUAGAACCUACUUCUCGCAAAAUUAUUCGAAAAAAAAUUCACCCCUGACUUUUUUUGACCGAUAAUUCUUAAAAAAAAAAAAAAAAAAAAAAAAAAAAUAUUUUUCGAUUUUUUUUUCUACAUUAUUUUUCGGUCGAUUGUGCUUUCAGCCAGAAUUUCAAGAUUCAUUCAUAUACUCCGGUGAAUUUCAGCCAUAGACUUUUUUCAGAUCUCCGAAGCGAUUACAAGCUAUCAUAAUUAAGAAGAGAGAACGUACAAUCGAAAUACGAUGAUGAAAAUUGGAUUUUUUUUCAAGAAUUCCAUCGAUUUGCCAAAAAAAAAUUCUGACUCGAAUGAACGAUUGACUGGGAAUUUGUGUAUAGAAUUCUUAAUGAUAUUUGAAACAAACAAAACAUGAAGGAAGUAGAAAAGAAAGAAGGCGAAAGAAAAAUUGAAAAACAGGAAUAUGAGAUAAAGAUAAGAAGAUGAAACAACGCGACACUUCUAAAUAAGUAUUUACUUAGAAUUUAAGAUUUUUACGGAUACGUUCUUCGCCCCCGAAUAAUAAAAGGAUAAAGAACACUCAUAAAAGUCAAACAAGAAAGAGUACAGAGACGAAAGACAGAUGAGAGUUGUACCGGAGGUUUCUCAAAAAGGGCUUUCUUAUCGCCUCAAAAAGUAAGAUGAAGAUGAGCAAAAAAUGAAAAGGUGGAAUUAAGAAAAUUCGUCUCUGUCUUUCGUACUUGAUUUACACAAAAAGUAAGAAACAAUCGACUUUGCCGACAGACUGAAGAACCAUGGGAUUCGAGGAAUAUAUAAAUAUUAUUUUUUUUUAUUUUUUUCUGAAAAAUAAGACAAUUUGGGGAAGAGUAAAAAUUUGUUCCGAAAUCCACAAAAAGAGGUAAUCGAGCCUCUCGAGUCGGUCAAUCAUUGAUGGAGUUUGUUUCAUUAAUCACAAUAACAAUAAUCACAUUUUUUCGUUUUUUUUUUAACGUGGGAUCAACGCGAACAGAAUUUAGAAUUAGAAAAGGAAAAAGGAUAAUGAGGGAGGAGAGUUAUAUAUUGAAAAUAGCAUGCGAACGAAAUUAUUUGUUUACUUUUUUUUUUUCGUAAAUUUCGCGCGAGUUUUCCCGACCGUCCGACGCAACGAUCAGUUUUCUCUCUCUCUCUCUCUCUCUCUCUAUCUCUCUCUCUCUCUCUCCCGUUUUAUCUCGUUCUUUUGAAAAUAAGAGAAAAAUAUUCUGGAAUGGCAAUUGAUAAGAAAGGCGGUACAGAAAAAAAAUACGUUGUUUUGACAAAAAGCGAUUUUUUUCAUGAAUAAUGCUGGACAUUUUUGGGAAUAGUUGGAUCGUGUCCGUUCGUCGGUAGUUGAUGGAUAUUAAAAAUUUUUGCUCUUUUUUCGAGGAACGAGUCUCGAGGGACCGGACUAUUGCGUACGACCGAAUAAUUCAUAAUAAAUUGGUAUCAAUUGUCCAUGGCUGUAAAAAAAUAAACAAAAAAUAAAAUGAGAGAGAAAACGAGAGUAAUUCGUGAAAAUAUAAAUAUAAUUGUUUCUUACAACUUCCGAGAAAUAAAACAGUGAGACUCAAUUGAAAAAAAAAGUAUGUAAAUUUAUUACCACUUCCGUUUAAUCCGCGUGGUAGAAAAAUUCAAAUUGGGAAUUUGAACAAAUUCUCAGCAUAAAUAUCGAAUAAAAGCUGCUCGAGGAACAAGUAAUUUAGUCACAUUUCCAACGAGGAAAAAGAAACUUUCUGGAGAAGCGAAUGAGAUUCUCGGGGAAGAAAUCGUUUCUCAGGAAAUUUCUGUAACAUUAUUAUAAAUAUUGUCAUUUUGUUUUGUUUUUUUUUUUUUCCUAUGACUUCAUUGACGCGAGGAGAGAAUUCAAUGAAAAUGAGUUUGAUAAAAAAAAUGAGCUAACGUGAGAAAAAUAGAUAAUCUUGGUUAUCGCGUAUGGGACGUUUCGCGGAAUAUCUUGAGAUUCUGCCCAGUUCCAUCACCGUCGAUGCGUUCGAAUUUUCCAUGGACGGAUAUCGAGGAAACGUGGAAUUCUUGUCCGCAUAUAUUUGGCAUGAAAAAAAAAGGGAAUUCAAAUUGAUCGACGAUUGUCUUAUGUUUGCAAUGUUAAUGCGAAAGGUCCCAUACAUUCCUUGGAACGAGGAAAGCAAGGGAAAUAUUUAUUUAAUUCAUUUAAGAUUAUAAUUGACUCUGCGAAAAUGAUUUAUCAGAAAAAGACCAAUGAUGUAGAAAUUGAAGAGGGAGCGAAGAAAACAUCGAGCUUUUUUGGAUUUUGUUCACGCUAGAGAAUUUAGUUAGUUUUUACUUUUACGAUACUUGCUCUGCACGCACAGGGUGUGCUUCUUUCAAUUUAUCGAUUGUUUUUUCCGUUUCCGAACAAGCGAACACAAUUAGGCGAACGAAAUAUUUAAAAAUAAAAAGAAAAUGAAAACGUUCGUACGAUCACGUACAACAAAGCGUUCUUACGAGUGUCCCGGUAUAAAUAUGCGAUUGGAAGAAAGUGAAAAACGAUACGGAGGAAUGAGAAAAAUUGUAAACAUAUUCAAGGCAAGUUGUAGGUUUGUUUUCUGUUUUCUCCCUCGUGAUUGGAGGAAGACAAAAGCGUUGAUGAGUUUCAAGAACAAAACGAAAAACGGCGAAAUAAAUUGUGUAGUAUGAAAAUAUAAAUGUGCUCCAUUUUUAUUACGUUUCCUCCCGCGUUUGGAGAACGAAAGAAUGGAACUUAUAAAUAUAGUUGGGAAAUAGGAAUGAGAAUGGUAUAAAAAUAAUAAAAAAAAAAAAACCUCCUAACGAUGCGUUUUAAAAAAUGUAUUCUUCAGCAGUUUUACAAAACACGUUAUUGAACAAUGAAGAACAUUUGGAAAUGCAGAAUAAUUGAACGAUCCACGAGAAUCGAAGAUAGAAGCAAAAUUGAGUGGAACAGUAACACUAAACGAUACGGGAGGAAUAAAAAAAGUCAGAACCACUCGCAUAGAAACCGACUAAACCGAAAUCAGUUCGAAACAAAAGGAUUUCAAUACUUUCAUAAACGAAAAAAAAAAAUCUCGGAGAGAGAGAGAGAGAGAGAGUGACAGGGGAUUUUAGGCGAGGAAAGAAUGAUACGAAAUGCGAUAAUUUGUUAAGCGGCUGUUAUUUUUGUAUGGUCCUCCAAGAAGGUCCCGUCUUAUGUAUGCAUUAACAUAUUCAUAAAAGCCUAUAGAACUUAGUUGAAAUAUUCGAUUAACAGGAGACAUAAAAAAGCGUAAUGAAUAGAAAAAAAUAGACGUUCGCCAUUGCUCGCUCGUAAUGAAUUAUAUAAAAACGAAGUAAAAAAAAAAAAAAAACUAUGAAAAACUAUAAAUUUGGGUAAUCCAGCGGGCUCGAGAAUUAGGGAGAAGAAGAAAAAACCAAUAAUUGUAAUGAAUAAUAAAGACUCCUUAGUAUACGGUGAAAAAUGGAGCUGAAAAAUUUGUUUUUGUACAGCUGUUGUGAUUCAAAUGAUGCUGAAUAAUACUGAGAUGAUGAAAUUUCAA
This is a messenger RNA of Venturia canescens, 5333 nucleotides long. It is a transcript of the gene tral, whose product is annotated as trailer hitch. The transcript is spliced from 7 exons. Gene Ontology annotation, biological process: P-body assembly; cytoplasmic stress granule assembly. Lineage: Eukaryota; Metazoa; Arthropoda; Insecta; Hymenoptera; Ichneumonidae. Gene Ontology annotation, cellular component: P-body. Bases 122 to 1831 code for a protein of 569 amino acids. Gene Ontology annotation, molecular function: mRNA binding. The record is from RefSeq and is a predicted model, not a curated record.